Molecule: messenger RNA, 1353 nt
Organism: Lodderomyces orthopsilosis Co 90-125
Lineage: Eukaryota; Fungi; Ascomycota; Pichiomycetes; Serinales; Debaryomycetaceae
Product: Zn(2+) transporter
Exons: 1
Coding region: 1-1353 (450 amino acids)
Biological process (GO): zinc ion transmembrane transport; intracellular zinc ion homeostasis
Cellular component (GO): fungal-type vacuole membrane
Molecular function (GO): zinc ion transmembrane transporter activity
Source: RefSeq, a predicted model, not a curated record
AUGAAUAACAAAGAAAUUCGGAUUAGUGCUUUGUUAGUAUUGGACACCUUGUUCUUUCUUCUAGAGGCCAUCAUUGGUUACUCUGUCCAAUCGUUGGCAUUAAUCGCCGACUCAUUCCAUAUGUUGAAUGAUAUCAUUUCAUUAAUCAUUGCUCUUUGGGCCGUGCGUGUUAAGAAUUUGAAACCUGCUGAUGGGAAAUAUACUUAUGGGUGGCAAAGAGCUGAAAUAUUGGGUGCUUUAAUCAAUGCUGUUUUUUUGAUUGCCUUGUGUUUUACUAUUAUUAUGGAUGCUAUUCAACGUUUUUUCAAACCGACAGAAAUAACGAAUCCUCAAUUGAUUUUAGCGGUUGGUGUUGCUGGGUUGUUGAGUAAUGGUAUUGGAUUGGUGUUAUUUCAUGAACACGGACAUUCGCAUUCUCAUGGCGGUGGUGGUGAUGAUGGGCACGGAGAGGGACAUUCGCAUUCACAUGCUGAUGGUACUGGUAAUGGGCAUGUUUCCAGUAGCGAAAUUGAGUCAAGGAUCGGAUUGAAUGAAAACACACCUUUGAUUGAUGCCACUGUGCGUUCUUCACCAUCUGAAGUGUUUGAUUAUUUCCCUGAUAAUGUUGUUGAAAGAUAUAAUUCUGAAACUCCAUCAGUGAAGGCAGAUGGACAUGAAUAUGAACAUACACAUAAUGAUGCAGUUAAAGAUGUCAAGACAAGGAAAAGAAAAUCAAUGAAUAUGGAAGGUGUAUUUUUGCAUGUAUUGGGUGAUGCAUUGGGAAAUGUUGGUGUUAUUAUAACUGCUUUAAUUAUUUGGAAAACCGAUUAUUGGUGGAAAUUUUAUUCAGAUCCAGUUACAUCUUUGGUUAUUACUUUGAUCAUUUUCAAUAGUGCAUUACCAUUGUGUCGUAAAUCAUCAAAGAUCUUAUUACAAGCUACACCACCAUAUAUUGAUUCGGAACAGAUUUUACAAGACAUUUUGAAAUUACCAUUGGUUAACAGUGUUCAUGAUUUCCAUGUUUGGAAUUUAAAUGAAGAUAUUCUUAUUGCUUCACUACAUAUUGAAUUGACACCUAAAUGUGAAGUCAUUUUACCAGCACCAGGUCAAACUGGAUCUGACACCACUGGCGAUUCUUCAAAUACUCAAAUUGAUAGAAACUUGUUUUUGAUGGUUGUUUCUCAAGUUCGUGAUACUUUACAUAAAUAUGGUAUUCAUUCAGUUACUAUUCAACCAGAAUUCCCUAGUUUGAAGAGCAAAUCGGGUGAAUCAGAUGAUGUGGUUACUGAUGAUUCAAAUGCAUUUGGUAAUACCUCAAAACAAAACUGUUUAGUUGAUGGAUUUACUAAUUGUGAUACACAAACUUGUCAUUAA